This is a messenger RNA of Ruditapes philippinarum (Manila clam), 1301 nucleotides long. Its product is annotated as testis-specific serine/threonine-protein kinase 1-like. The record is from RefSeq and is a predicted model, not a curated record. Gene Ontology annotation, cellular component: cytoplasm. Bases 416 to 1285 code for a protein of 289 amino acids. Lineage: Eukaryota; Metazoa; Mollusca; Bivalvia; Venerida; Veneridae. Gene Ontology annotation, biological process: protein phosphorylation; microtubule cytoskeleton organization; intracellular signal transduction. The transcript has a single exon. Gene Ontology annotation, molecular function: tau-protein kinase activity; ATP binding; protein serine/threonine kinase activity.
UUCAAAGUUAUCACAGUAUAUUUACCUCAGUCUUUAGUUUCACAAAUAUUAAGAUAUCGUAACGUUGCAUUGAUUUUACGCGCGUUGUCACGCAUGACGUCACAAUAAUUAACCUUUGACACGCGAUUGUCUUCGUUGCGCAUCAACGCAAAUCGAUAUAAACAAUUAACUCAUCAUGCAAUCCGUGUAUUAAUUGGAAUUACCUCUCGAAUUAUUAAAAAGAAUUGGCAAGAACACAAGGAACAUAUCCUGUUUUCUGUAGCGUCGUCUGAGAUAUUUCUCGGACUUGGUGAUGAAUUAAAAUCUCACCUCGCGAAUACAGUCUACAGAAUGUUAUUAAAAUAACACUUACAGGUUUAACAAGAAAUAAUUUUUGUCUCAAUGAAGGGUGUGUUUCUAAGAACCUACUUGCGGAAUGGAGCGUACAACACCGAAAAAAUUCAUGAGAAUAGCGGACACUCUAGCCGCAAAGGGGUAUCGAGUGGGACACCAACUUGGAGAAGGAACAUAUUCGAAAGUUCGAACCGUCGAAAGAGUCGCAGACCGCAAGAUGUGCGCUGUUAAAAUCAUUGAUCGCCAAAAAGCAAGAAAGGAUUACUUAACUAAGUUUUUACCGCGUGAAUUAGAAAUCAUCAAACGUAUAAAACAUAAAAAUGUGAUACAGACAUUCAUGUGCAUAGAAACAAAGGAAUUCAUAUUUCAAAUCAUGCAGUAUGCAGAAAAGGGCGACGUGCUACAAAUGAUUCAUAGCCAUGGUUUUAUUGCAGAGGUGAAAAGCAAAAAUAUCUUCAACGACGUCAUGAAUGGUUUGAAAUAUUUACACGAUUUGAACAUUGCUCAUAGGGAUCUUAAAUGUGAAAAUAUCUUAAUAUUUAAAAAUAAUGUCGCCGCUUUAACAGAUUUCGGAUUUGCCCGGUCUUUUGAUACAAGUUCAAGCGGUUUGAUGUGCAGGACAUUCUGCGGAAGUGCUGCGUACGCAUCACCGGAACUACUUCGUGGAAUUCCAUAUGAUCCAAGAGUAAAUGAUAUUUGGGGGACGGGAGUUAUAUUAUAUACAAUGUUAUGCGGAACAAUGCCAUUUGAAGAUGCAAAUGUUACCAGACUUGUUCAGCAGCAGUUGUCACGUGAUAUCAAAUUUCCACCUAGAGUAAGCAGUAAAAUUAGUGAGAAUUGCAAAAAGCUAAUAUUUGAAAUAUUGGAUCCUAGUAUUACGAAACGACCUAAUGUAGAUCAUAUUUUGUCGACUAAGUGGCUUAGAGACGACGCCAUAGAAAAGUCAUCAUAACGUCCAUGACGUAAUU